GCGCCGGGCCCGGCGAUGGCGGCGGGGCCCGUGGGGGCCGUGGCGGCGGCGCUGAGCGGGGUGGGCGCGCUGCGCUUCGGGCACUUCGUGCUGAAGAGCGGCCGCUCCUCGCCCGUGUACAUCGACCUGCGCGGCCUCGUGUCCCACCCGCGGCUCCUGCGGCAGGUUGCAGGACUCCUUUUCCAGGCAGCCCAGGAUGCGGGGCUGCAGUACGACUGUGUGUGCGGCGUUCCGUACACGGCGCUGCCGCUCGCCACCAUCAUCUGCUCGGAAAAUCAGGUGCCCAUGCUCAUACGGAGGAAGGAGGCAAAAGACUACGGUACUAAGCGGAUGGUAGAAGGCACCAUUAAUCCAGGAGAGACGUGUCUGAUCAUUGAGGAUGUGGUGACAAGUGGAUCCAGUGUACUGGAAACUGCAGAAGCUCUCCAGAAAGAAGGAUUGAAAGUCACAGAUGCCGUAGUGCUGUUGGACAGGGAGCAGGGUGGGAAGGCCAGGCUAGAGGAACACGGAAUUCGCCUGCACUCUGUGUGCACCCUGUCUGGGGUGCUGGAGGUUCUCCAGCAGCAGGGAGAAGUGGCUGCUGAGGUGGUUGAAAAGGUGAAGAAAUUCAUAGAGGGAAAUGUGUUUGAGGCUCAGAAUGGUGCUGCUCCUGGGAAGAGGCUCUGCAAGGAGCUGAGCUUCAGCGCUCGUGCCCAGCUGCCAGGGGUGCAUCCUAUUGCAGCCAGGCUUCUCAUGCUCAUGGAGAAGAAGCAAACCAACCUGUGCCUUUCUGCUGAUGUCACCAGCCCCAAGGAGCUGCUGGAGCUAGCUGCCACCCUGGGCCCCAGCAUCUGCAUCCUGAAGACUCAUAUAGACAUCCUGAAUGACUUCACCCAGGAGGUAGUAAAGGAGUUGAGAGCGCUCGCAGAUCAACAUGAAUUCUUGAUUUUUGAAGACAGGAAAUUUGCAGAUAUUGGAAACACAGUGAAACACCAGUAUGAAGGUGGCGCGUUCAGGAUCGCAUCCUGGGCAGACAUCGUCAAUGCCCACGUGGUUCCAGGCUCGGGGGUUGUGAAAGGCCUGAAGGAAGUGGGUCUGCCCCUCCAGCGUGGCUGUCUCCUGGUGGCAGAGAUGAGUUCCCAAGGCUCCCUUGCAACAGGGGAAUACACAAAAGCUGCAGUACAGAUGGCUGAAGACAACUCAGAUUUCGUUUUUGGAUUCAUAUGUGGAUCUAGAGUUAGUAAUAAACCAGAAUUUCUUCACUUAACCCCGGGAGUGCAGCUGCAAACUGGAGGUGACAACCUUGGACAGAGGUACCUGAGCCCCAAGGAGGUCAUUGGUGAAAAAGGCUCAGAUGUCAUUAUUGUGGGACGGGGCAUCCUGGCAGCCUCAGACCGUGCCCAGGAAGCAGAGAAGUUCAGGAAGGCAGCGUGGGAGAGCUACCUGAGCAGGCUGGCUGCUCCUGCAGAGGAUUGAAACCACAAAGCCACACACUGCCCUAGCCAGUGAGCAAAGCUGAUGGAGCUGCAGCCCUCAUGAGGGGUCCAGUUAAAUACGUGGACACUUCAGCCUGUAGAAAACUGCCCUUUUGGAGAAAAAUCUAUUGCAGAGUUGUUUUAAUUGUACACACAGAGGUCAAAUUGUACUUGCCAUUGUUGUUUUUUGAUAUUUGAAUGUAAGAACCCAGAACUUCAUGCCAAAUUUUUAGCCUUAGUGGGAUUUCUUGUUUGAAAAACAUUGCACAAAACACUCCAAGGGUACUUUUGGCUGUUGUUGCCUUCGUCUCUUUUCCCCACCUCAAAUUCUUUCUGGCUGUGGAAAUUAUAUUUUGUUAUGUUCUUAAUAAACUGCAUCUGCACGCUGGAUGUGCUGCCCCACCUUCCUAGGUUUAUUCAGCUCUCCUGUUUCCAAGGAGCAAGUGCAGGUUAUAAUGCCACAUUGAAAUAGAAUUAUGUUUAAUAAAUAUUUUUGCUACCAUUUUCAUUUUCACUGACUCUAUAUGUCUUUGUUCUGUGGCAGAAAUAUAAUAAAAAGUCAUUCUGGUGUGUCUGUGACUGCAGGAAUUGCUCAUGAUUCUGUUUACAGAAUUUGUCAGAGCAGUUAGUUGUGUGCUUAAUUACAGUGCAGCUGUUGAUUAAAUGAAAUAAAAAUACACUUUAUUAGACUUCUUGUGACAAUAGCUGUUAAUACUUGCAGGCUUUACUUUCCACUGUACAUAGUAAAUAAUAAGAAAUAGAAAUACCUUACAUGAUUAGUUUAGAGUAAAGUGUAUCUAGCAUAUAUGUGGUGCAAAUAGCAAUGAAAAUUUUCUUGAGCAAGAAGUCAGAAACCUGUGGUGAUGCAGUUCUGGACUGUUGCUGUUCCAGAGCACAUGGAAAGCUGGGUCCUUUUGUUAAUACACUUGCAUCUAGACUAGGAACAACUGUGUUUAGUGAGGGUUUUGACAUUAGUGCUGGGCUCUUCAUCAAGUCUUUGUAAACAGGAGACUGGAGAGGCUUUUCUGGAGGAGGUUUUUUUGAUUGGUUUAACUUGUGCAGGAUGUCUAAGACCAAGGGCCACAGGUUGGCAUCUGAGGGCUUUGCUUUAUCCCUCCUGUUUUAGUGACUAAAUGCUCUUUCAUGAUUCAGCUGCUUGUGGGGCCUAAGAUGUGGAGAGAAUGUUAGAACAUUGUUUGUGUUAUUUUCCUUGGGGCUAUCAGUUGCUUCAGUAGGAUUAUGUAUCAUAAUUCACACGUGGAGAAUUCCACCCUGUGGAAGAUGGAACUUGUUGAUUGUGAGGUAUCCUGGUCAGACACCCUGCAACAGUGAGUGGGAUGGAAUAUUUCACAUCAACGUCUAAGAAGUUCCAGUCCUUCAGAGUGAGCAGAGGAUUUUGUUUGCUGUUAUCUCAUGGCCCUGAGGCCUGUAGCACAACAAGACUUCCUCGCUUAGACCUGUCUGCAGAAAAUUGCUUUUUCCACCAGAGGGAGCUGAGACUCUAUUUUUGGGGAGCGUUAAUGUUCUGCCGUUUUUACAGCUUCCAAUAAUUUCCAACUCUAGAUAAUCCUCAGAAUGAAAAUCUCUGGUUUUUAACAAGUUGCACCCUUGCUGCUGGGUGUAUUUAAAACAUUUAAAUGCCAUUCUAACAUUUAAAGCAGUGUUCUAAAGCUGAUUUAGAACAAUGGUUUAUCAGAAAGCUGCCUCAGGCUGAGGCUCAGCACAGUGUGUUGUUGUGGGCUCACUGUUACAGCACAAGCAGAAUUUCAUGAGUUCAGUAUUUUCCACUAACUCUGCUGAAUCGUGUUUAAGCAUGUGGCUGACAGCCGUGGAGCUGAAUCCCUGAGCAGGCUCUUUGGAGAGCGAGUUUAUCAGGCUCCUGCUUAAAAAACAGCAACUGGAUUUGGCAAGAUGAAUGUGAUCUAAUAUCCUGUCACUUUUGGAGGGUACGUGCAGCUCCCUUUCUUUACAAAGCGAGUUCUGAGGAAGGGAUCAAUUGGGAAACUUCAUUUCACAGCCCUUUUUGUGCCCUCCAGAAAGAGCUGUGUUCUGGCACUUCGUGUGACACCACUGCUGCAAACAUUUCAAUUAGUGAAACAAAAACGUGUUACCUCCUAUAUGCAUUCUUCUGUCAGAAUGAUUAUAGUAAACAAGUGUGUGCACUGCCUUUGAGGCACCUGAAAGUGAUUAAAAAUCCAUUUCAAAUUAAGAACAAAUGUUAAUUUCCUUGCUUGCUCCUGCUGCUUGCAUUCAUCACACAGUCCCUGCUGUUGGUCCCAACUGUUCCUAACAUGGGAACUAGGUCACAAUUUACAAAACUCAUUUGCAUCAUAAUAUAUGAAUCUGAAACUCUUGCAGUUCAUUCUGUGAUCUGAUUGAGCCUGUGGUAGAGGCAUAAGGCUAUAUUUAAAUUUCUCAAUUUAAUGUUAACUGGCAGUAGGCAUUUAUAUGAAAUUGUGAUCCUUACCCAUUCUGGAGUAUGGUUUAUAACAGAAUGUAAGGAAAUCACUCUUUUCAUAGUGAAAUAAGAUUGUGACCAAGUGUUGUCAGUGCUUGCAGCAGAAAGCUGCCUGACUUGCUGCUAUUUAUGAGCAGCAGCUCCUGAGAAUUGUGAGACCAGCACAAGCUGCAACCUCUAAGGAAUUGUUACGUAGCUGUUGAUAUUUGUGUGCAAAGUCCACUCUGUCUUGGAGGUUGUGGGUAUCUGUGUCAAGAGAACCCAGCCAGGGCACUUAAAUCAGUCUAACUGCAUAAAUACAGUGCUUUACUCAGACUUAAAAUCCUUGCAAAAUCUUGAUAAACCCACGGCUGAAUUAAAACCAGCCAAGUUAAACCAGCAGCAUCCUUAAAAGUAUUAUUUGUAUGUCACAGUAUCAAUGUUGCUUUAUUAAUGGUUAACUGACAGCUCAUAUUAUAGUUUCCAUAGCCUAGUCUAUGAAAAUUUAUUUGAAACUUAAUCCCAGAAAAAUAACUGAAUCACUUCCCUUUAAGUUUAUGUGGAAAGCCUGUUGCUGUGGAUUUUUUUAGUAAGAGACACAAACAUUGCGUUUAGAGAAUAGCACCAAAGGAAUGUGAAACACCCAGAGGAAGUUUGUUUUCAGAUCUGACUCUUGGAGGUCACUGUCUCAGGGAAUGGUCUGUUUUGGAAGACUGGUGAUUGGGCUGUGGGCUAGACAUGCUGGAUUAUUUGUUUGUUUGUUUGUUUGUUUGUUUACUUGUUUGUUUGUUUGUAACCAUGCUGGUGGAUCUUGGUCAGUCUGUACCACAGUGACAAGUACUGCUCUGAAUGCUGCAAGAAAUUAAAACUGGGUUGGCUUUGUCCUCA
Molecule: messenger RNA, 4779 nt
Organism: Zonotrichia albicollis (white-throated sparrow)
Lineage: Eukaryota; Metazoa; Chordata; Aves; Passeriformes; Passerellidae
Gene: UMPS
Product: uridine monophosphate synthetase
Biological process (GO): 'de novo' pyrimidine nucleobase biosynthetic process; 'de novo' UMP biosynthetic process
Molecular function (GO): orotidine-5'-phosphate decarboxylase activity; orotate phosphoribosyltransferase activity
Source: RefSeq, a predicted model, not a curated record